Podospora pseudocomata is the source of this 1885-nucleotide messenger RNA. RefSeq lists its product as uncharacterized. The record is from RefSeq and is a predicted model, not a curated record. NCBI's taxonomy places the organism in Eukaryota, Fungi, Ascomycota, Sordariomycetes, Sordariales, Podosporaceae. The coding region runs from base 356 to 1885 and encodes 509 amino acids. Gene Ontology annotation, molecular function: oxidoreductase activity, acting on paired donors, with incorporation or reduction of molecular oxygen; iron ion binding; heme binding. The transcript has a single exon.
GUCCUUGACCAGUGAUGGGCGGGCCGUUGUGCGGGAGAUAUGCGUCCCUCCUAGGGGACGUCCAAUAAGGCCCCAGGCCGCUCCUCCAUUCUGUAAUGAUCUAGCCUCGGUAGUUAUCUGAACUGGGAUGUGCGAGUAGAAUUGAGACUUGAAUGAAUAUGUGGAAUGUAUGUUGUCGUAAAUAAAUGGGUGUGGGCGCCCAGGCUGCGAAGGUCCUUCUGCUCCCAGUGGUAGAUUGGUAUUCAUAGUCUGUGAGAAGACCUCAACCCUCUCUAUUUCCCUCGAUCGAGACGGUGCAUAUCCGAUACACUGCUUGUAUCACGGGCAUAAUCAGAGGCUGUAGAGCAUCAACACCAUGCUUUCACCCACGCAACUUCUCCUCCUCCCUCCAACCCUCCUCCUCUGCCUGGUCAUCCGCCGUAUCCUCACAAACUUCUUCUUCCACCCCCUCUCCUCCUUCCCAGCACCAUUCUACACCCGCCUAACCUCCCUCCCCCUUGCCGUCCUCUCCCUCCUCGGCCGUGAGCCCGAAUUCCUCCACUACCUCACCAAGAAAUACCCCCCCUCCACCCGCGCCAUCCUCAUCACCCCCACCCUCCUCUUCUUCCCCCACGCCUCCUCCCUCAAACCCAUCUACUGGUCCCCAACCCAUAACCACAAGGGCUCCCUCUACGGCACCGGCGCCCUCGGCCCAACCUCCCUCUUCUCCACCAUACCCGCCGAAGACCACAAAUCCCUCCGCAAAUCCCUCGGCGGCGCUCACUGGAGCGUCUCCUACCUCAAAACCUUCCAGGAACCCCGCAUCGACAACCUCGUCACCUUCUUCGUCAACCAACUCUCCCUCCUCCCACCCGACCAUGAGCCCUUCCAAAUGGGGGAGAAGCUCGCCCAGUUCGCCGCCGAUGUCAUGACCCUCCUCGUGUUUGGCAAACCAUGGGGCUUCAUCGCCCACGACCGUGACGAGCGCCGGCUUUUAUCCGCCUUUCGCGAGUCCCUCCCCAUGUUUGCCUUCGCCGCGAGGUGCAACAGCUUCCGGGAUCUGAUUCUUUCAUCCCCGUGGAUAAGGGGCUUGAUCAUGCCCAAGGUGGAUGACAAGACGGGAAGCGGGUAUCUGGCCUCACAAGCCAAACUUGCCGUUGCCCAGCGGGAACAAGAACGAGAACAAGGGAUCGGGGGGGAGGGGAAAAUGAGGGAUUACCUCGACUAUACCCUUGACGCACGAGAUGGGAACGGCAAGCCGUUGACCAGGGCGCAAAAGGAGGCCCACGCCACGCUUCUGAUCCAGGCCGGGGCAGACACAACGGGUAGCGGGCUUGGGGCGGUGCUGAGAUUGAUGCUGGAGCACGGCGAGUGUAUGAAAAAGGCAAGAAGGGAGAUCGAGGUGGCAGAUGAGAAGGGUUUGCUGUCUACGCCGGUGCUGUAUGAGGAGACCAAACAGCAUCUGCCGUAUUUUGUUGCUUGCAUCAAAGAGGGACUGAGAGUCAACCCUCCUGCUCCGAAUCUGUUCGGCCGCAUUAUUCUCGAAAAGGGCGGCACCGUCAUUGACGGGGUGCAUGUUCCUCAAGGAGCAGAGGUGUGCAGCAAUCCAUACGUCGUGGGUCGUGAUCCCGAGUUGUAUGGCCCCGACGCCGAGGCUUUCGAGCCUGAGAGGUGGCUUAAUGGCAACGAGAAACGUCAAGCCGAGAUGGAGGCGGCGAAUUUCGUGUUCAGCAUGGGACCAAGAGUUUGUCUGGGGAAGGAAAUUGCCAUGAUGGAGAUGUACAAGGUUUUGCCCGAGAUUGUGAGAAGGUUUGACUUUGAGGUUGUCUCGGCUGGCAAAUAUGUUGAUCGAGGGGGCGUGGCGUGCAACAAAGACUUCAUGGUGAGAGUACGGCGUAGGGCUUAG